AUGGCGGCGCAAUCACUCGCAAACCAUGACCCAGACGAUCUCAGCGACACAUCAUCGGUAUCCGAUAUCCUUGAUACUCGCAACGACGAGGGCUGGGAAGAUGUCGAACAAGACGAAGAGUCCAUCACAGUAGUUUCACUUUUCAAGGACCAGACCUUUCCUAGUGCCAAGGAGAUGCUCAAUAAUUGCCGUGACAACCAUGGAUUUGAUAUUUGGAAAUUAAGGCAAGAAUUUGAUCUAGAUUUCCUGGGCUUGAUUAGACUUGUCAACUACGUUCGUUCAUCAGUCAAGGCGGGCAAUACUCGACCAGAUGUGUCUUCCAAGUUACUGUUCGAAGAUGAACAAUAUCUCAAACCAGUACUUGAAGAUGACGCUUUACUGUUCAGUCUUGACGACGUGUUUGAGGACUCUGCGAGCGGUGCUGCUCCGACGACAGAAGUUGAACAGCUUCGAGAGGAACUUACAUCAUUGCAAUCCCAGUUCACGGCGUACCGUGAGCAGGUGCAGAGCGCGCUAUUGAAUCGCUUGGAUGAUUCUCCUGCUACUCCUGCUUCCAGCAGCAAGGCCCCCGCCGCACAGAGCACGAACCAGUCCUCAAAGCAGGAAGCCUCAGACAAUAUCGAGGCAGGAUACUUCGAAUCAUACUCGUACAACGCAAUCCAUGAAUCGAUGAUCAAGGACACCAUUCGGACUGAUGCUUAUCGGGAUUUCAUCUAUGACCACAAGGAGUUAUUCAAAGACAAGGUUGUUCUCGACGUUGGUUGUGGCACCGGGAUCUUGAGUAUGUUCUGCGCAAAAGCAGGAGCGAAGUCUGUCAUUGCCGUUGACAAUUCGGCAAUCAUUGACAAAGCGCGGGAGAAUGUGUUUCGCAAUGGUCUGCAGGACAAGGUAAGAUGUCUAAGAGGCAAGAUUGAAGAGGUUCAGAUGCCAGUCCCAAAGGUGGACAUUAUUGUGAGUGAGUGGAUGGGUUAUGGCUUACUCUACGAAUCAAUGUUCGACAGUGUCAUCUAUGCGAGAGAUAGAUACCUCGCGGACGAUGGUCUUAUGGUGCCAUCUUAUGCAGCUCUUCGAAUCGCACCUCUAGCGGAUUCAGAUCUCAAGGCAAGUCAUAUAGAUUUUUGGAGAGAUGUGUACGGAUUCGACAUGACAGCAAUGCUGGAGAAAGCUAACGAAGAAGCAUUGGUCCGAGUUGUGGAUGAGAAAGAACUUGCGGCUGAAAGCGUUGCCUUUUUAGAGCUUGACCUCCACACAACGCAGGUGGGAGAUCUGGUCUUCACAAAGCCGUUUAACCUCAAGUGGAAAGAGGGAUUCAAGAGCCUCGAGGGCUUCGUGGCUUGGUUUGAUAUCAUCUUCGGCACGUCAAAAUCUCAAAACAUCAAGCCUGGAACCACGGCAAAGGAAGCCAAAUCCCAAGGCCUCACAGCAUUUUCCACAGGCCCACACUCUCAAGCAACACAUUGGCAACAAGUGAUUUUCUUGAUUGAAAAUUCUCAGGAUGAACUCACGGCUGGCGAUGAGGUCAAUGGAGAAGUAACAUACGUCAAGAAAGACGGCAAGGAGCGAAGUCUUGACAUCGAGAUCUCAUGGGCAAAGGGCCAGGAGAAAGCACAGAAACAGCUAUGGGUGCUUGACUAA
Molecule: messenger RNA, 1635 nt
Organism: Exophiala bonariae
Lineage: Eukaryota; Fungi; Ascomycota; Eurotiomycetes; Chaetothyriales; Herpotrichiellaceae
Exons: 2
Coding region: 1-1635 (544 amino acids)
Biological process (GO): peptidyl-arginine methylation
Cellular component (GO): nucleus
Molecular function (GO): protein-arginine N-methyltransferase activity
Source: RefSeq, a predicted model, not a curated record